CAGUGAUGUCGGAGUAGUAGCAGUAGCACUAGGGUUGGUUGAUUGCACGCACGCAUUUUUCUUGCGUGACUAGAACGGUUCUGUUUCUGGAUUCAUUCACCUACAAAUUCUGGUCGUAGUUGUCCACAUCGCGGGGAGCUUUUCGAGCCGUUUUGGUGGUUUACUGUUCCAGGGUUUUAGUAGAAUUUUACUCGUCUAUUCAGCGUGACCUUGUAGCGGAGGAGUUUACGUCGCGAUGGGGAUGGCGUGUGGGAAUCGGCUUGCAUCCUCUCUGUUGCAAGAGAGUCUCAUGACGGUGGCCUCGUCCGAAGCUAGAAGAAAGGAUGCCAGGCGCGUCUCGUUGUCGUCGUCGCCGUCUCAGCUUCGUCAAAGUGCUUCUGGUGGCUUGAGACGGUGCCGAGUGCCUGCAUUUGCCCUGAUAGAGGACGAUUCUAGGUCAUCAGUUUCGCAGAAUGCAACCUGCCAUGUACGCGGGUCGAAAGUGCAGCCCUUGAAUGCAGUAGCAGAUGCCCUCAACCAAACCAGUGAUUUGGAUACGUUGCAAGGGAUUGAUUGGGACAACUUUGGAUUUGGUCUGCGUCCUACUGAUUUCAUGUACGUAAAGAAGGGCGACAUUGCGGGAAAUUGGCAAGAGGGGGAGCUAGUACCAUAUGGGAAUUUGGAAAUCAGUCCAUCUGCUGGAGUGUUAAAUUAUGGACAGGGUGUGUUUGAAGGCCUGAAGGCGUACAGGACAGCUGAUGAUAGCAUAUUAAUGUUCCGUCCAGAGGAGAAUGCUUUGCGCAUGGUUCAUGGGGCUGAGCGUAUGAGUAUGCCUGCUCCUGAUGUUGACACAUUCAUCAAUGCUGUAAAGCAAACUGUUCUGGCGAAUAAACGUUGGGUGCCCCCGACUGGAAAAGGAUCACUUUACAUCCGUCCCUUGCUUAUUGGCACUGGUCCUAUUUUGGGCUUAGCACCAGCUCCAGAGUAUACCUUUCUCGUAUAUGUGUCUCCUGUCGGAACCUACUUCAAGGGAGGGCUAUCUCCUAUUGACCUGAAAGUGGAAACUUAUUUCCAUCGUGCUGCUCCUGGUGGGACUGGGGGAGUUAAAACCAUCUCCAAUUAUGCUCCAGUGCUCAAGACUCAAUAUACAGCUAAAGGGAAAGGCUAUUCAGAUGUCGUAUAUUUAGACGCAAAAGAGAACAAGUAUGUGGAGGAGGUUUCGUCUUGCAACAUAUUCGUGGUUAAGGACAAAGUGAUCUCAACCCCGGAAUUGGCUGGAACAAUCCUGCCGGGAAUUACAAGGAAUAGCAUUAUUCAAUUAGCUCGGAGUCGUGGUUAUGAGGUGAAUGAGCGACCAGUAUCCGUGGAUGAGCUGCUAGCUGCUGAUGAGGUGUUUUGCACUGGAACGGCUGUGGUUGUAAAUCCUGUGGGCAGCGUCACUCACGGCACGAAGCGGGUGCUGUAUAAUCACGGAGUUGUUGGAGGAGUAUCGCAAGAGCUUUAUGAAGCCCUAACAUCCAUACAAAUGGGUGUAUCCAAAGAUGAGUUUGAUUGGGUAGUAGAAUUGGCGUAAAACUCAUAAAUCCACAUAUACCUGCUUUGGUUGCAUGUGCCGUAUUAAAUUUCUUUUGUCUUCAUUUUGAGGAAAAUAUAAUACAAACGCUGAUCGUACUUCAGCUCAUGGACAGUUACAUUGGCUCUAUAUUUCUGGAGUUUUAUUUAUUUAUUUAUUUAUUUUUAUAUUUCAAUCUAAUCAAUUAUGAUUUCCA
This is a messenger RNA of Physcomitrium patens, 1748 nucleotides long. RefSeq names its product branched-chain-amino-acid aminotransferase 3, chloroplastic. Gene Ontology annotation, molecular function: branched-chain-amino-acid:2-oxoglutarate transaminase activity. Gene Ontology annotation, biological process: branched-chain amino acid metabolic process. NCBI's taxonomy places the organism in Eukaryota, Viridiplantae, Streptophyta, Bryopsida, Funariales, Funariaceae. The record is from RefSeq and is a predicted model, not a curated record.